Messenger RNA from Mesorhabditis spiculigera, 852 nucleotides. NCBI's taxonomy places the organism in Eukaryota, Metazoa, Nematoda, Chromadorea, Rhabditida, Rhabditidae. The record is from the annotation of a GenBank genome assembly.
AUGGCGGAAGUGGCCUCAUCGAUGGAGUCAUUCCAAGACAUCCUCUCGGCCCGUCACAGCAGCAGCACCAGCCUCUCCGACGUGGACUUCCCGUCUGACGUCGGCUCCGAGAUCGAGUCCGACUCCUCCGUGCGCCAGUCCGACGGUGAUGCCAGCGAACGCGAGUUGGCCUGCUUUGAUGCAGCCAUGGAGAGCCUGGGCAACGUGCGGCUGGUGCCCGAGUUGACGAACGAGGAGCGGAUGGAGAUGCAGCUGAAGACGGCCGCCGAACAGACCGACGACGAGGGCGGCGACGCCAAGGAGGUCAAGCCCAAGCGCGAGAAGAAGGUGUGGCAAUGGGAGGACGGUGUCGACAUGGAGUUGAUGGCCGAACUCGCGCAGAAGCCCCUGAGCUACUACCAGGGCAAGAGGGACGUCCCGGAUGCGAUCGUGAAGAACUGGUUGCCGGAUGUGAAGCGACGCUGGUUCGAGCUGGAGGAACGCGUCUACAUUCUCGAGGACCGCCUCGGGGCCAUCGACCGGCCCGAUCGCUCGCUGGAGGAGGAUCGCUUUGAGAUUCUCGUCGAACUGCUCGACAAGGCCGCCCAGGGCUUUGAGAUCAACGACGAGCACGAGGUGCGGAACAUCCCGCUCGGCGAGCGCAUCCACCUCGAGGCCCGGCUGAUGGACGUGAUCACGCGGAAAUUCGACAUUAUCGACCGCAUCGUCGACGAGUUCGACAAGUUGAAGGGGGAUCAGGAUGGGGCCAACAAUGAACGAGAGUUCCUCCGCUACGAGAUCCGCCAGUGCGACCUGGAGUUCACGCUGACGCACGAAUACUUCCUGAAGUCAUACCUCGGCAUGCCGUGGCCG